AACUAUUGGAAAAAAGGGGAAAAAAAAAAAUGCCUGGGCUGCUUUUGCUCAUGCCUAUUUCUCUAUCCCUGCCAGCGGGAGUCAUAGCGUAUGGUUACCGCAACUACUCGCCUCCUCUUAAGCGUCUCUUAGCCCACAACAACAACGACACCGCUCUCCUUCGCUAUCUUUAUCUUCGCAGCAGCUGCAACAAUAUUCCAUCUCAACUUACCUCUCUUUUCUUUUUUAAAUUUUUCCCAACAAACCUUAAUUGUCUCCUCGCGGGUAACUCUCUUUUCUUCAGGAUGGAGGGAAAUCUGUUUCAAGUUGGGUGGACAUGCUAUGUUCUUCUCGCCUUCAUUAGUGGGACCAAUUACUUCCAUAGUAGUGCUACACAAUUUUUCCCAAGCCCAGGGGCUCUGGACCUACAAAGUCAGCCCAUAGCCAUUUCUAAUGUGGAGCGAUUCUGUUCUGGAAGUAGCAUCAAUAAAAAUAAAGCAAUGGUGGAGCAUUUGCAGCAUUAUGGGGUCAUCAGUUCUAAAAAGGUUUCUGAAGUAAUGGAAACUAUCGACAGGGCUUUGUUUGUGCCAGAUGGUACUCCAGCUUAUGUUGACAGUCCCAUGGCGAUAGGUUACAAUGCCACCAUUUCUGCACCUCAUAUGCAUGCAACUUGCCUGCAGUUGUUGGAGGAGAAUUUGAAGCCUGGAAUGCAUGCACUAGAUGUUGGCUCAGGGACUGGGUAUUUGACAGCAUGCCUUGCUUUGAUGGUUGGACCACAAGGUCGUGCUGUUGGUGUGGAACAUAUUCCAGAGCUGGCUAAUUCUUCCUUAAAGAAUAUUGAGAAAAGCGCAGCUGCCCCAUUGUUGAAAGAAGGUUCCCUCUCAAUUCAUGUUGGUGAUGGAAGACAAGGCUGGCCAGAGUUUGCUCCAUAUGAUGCCAUACAUGUUGGGGCAGCAGCACCAGAAAUCCCACAGCCACUUCUCGAUCAGUUGAAGCCUGGUGGCAGGAUGGUGAUUCCAGUUGGUAACAUAUUUCAGGAUUUGAAGGUGGUUGACAAGAAGGAGGAUGGUUCCAUCAGUGUUCGGAGUGAAACUUCUGUUCGAUAUGUCCCUUUAACAAGUCGAGAUGCCCAAUUGCGGGGUUAUUAGGGCUGGAAUGCCUUUUAACUAGAGGUGCGAGGUUGUCGGAGAAAUGCCGAUGCCAUCACUUUCGAAGUUGUGCAGAUGUAUGAGAUUCUGCCAAGUAUGGUGUUCACAAAACCCUCUUAAGCUCGUGCUUUCGAGUUGUAAAUAAUAUAUAUAUUCCAUCUCUUGUUUAUAUCUUUGCUUGUUCUGACCUUCAGCUGAUUGAAAUCCAUGUUAAUCAACAAUUCCUUAAAAGUGUCAUUUUCACUUUA
Messenger RNA from Populus trichocarpa (black cottonwood), 1375 nucleotides. RefSeq names its product protein-L-isoaspartate O-methyltransferase 1. The transcript has 5 exons. NCBI's taxonomy places the organism in Eukaryota, Viridiplantae, Streptophyta, Magnoliopsida, Malpighiales, Salicaceae. Gene Ontology annotation, molecular function: protein-L-isoaspartate (D-aspartate) O-methyltransferase activity. Gene Ontology annotation, cellular component: cytoplasm. The coding region runs from base 30 to 1127 and encodes 365 amino acids. The record is from RefSeq and is a predicted model, not a curated record. Gene Ontology annotation, biological process: protein modification process.